Messenger RNA from Penicillium malachiteum, 963 nucleotides. RefSeq names its product ribosylnicotinamide kinase. The transcript is spliced from 2 exons. The record is from RefSeq and is a predicted model, not a curated record. Lineage: Eukaryota; Fungi; Ascomycota; Eurotiomycetes; Eurotiales; Aspergillaceae. The coding region runs from base 1 to 963 and encodes 320 amino acids. Gene Ontology annotation, cellular component: cytoplasm.
AUGAGUUUCGACAAACAGUCAGAUCAAGCGAGUGCAAUCGUGGUUGGGAUCUCAGGUCCCUCGUCUAGCGGGAAGACCACACUCGCGCGUCUACUGCAGCGGAUCUUCUGCGGGGUUGAUCUGCAAAGCUCGGACUCGAAGUUGAAUACCUUUAUUAUUCAUGAAGAUGAUUUCUACUACCCGGAUGACCAAAUCCCCUAUGUAACCACAAAAUCCGGCGAAAGUAUCCAGGAUUGGGAUACCGCCGCUGCAAUCGAUACGAAUUUCCUCGCACAGUCACUAUCCUACGUCCGUGAGAAUGGCCGGUUACCACCGCGACUACAAAGCAAAGAAGAUCAAAAUGAACAAUCGGAAUCCGGGGUUGAGGAUGCACUCGUGUUGGAAAUGAGAGAUCUGGUCUCGAGACAACUCGCAUCCGGAAAUUCGAGGAUUAAGACGAUUGCAUUCAUGGAAGGAUUUCUUUUAUACAGUGAUCUAGAUGAGAAAUCUCCGCUUCGUCCUGUUCAUGAUGCCAUCCACCUGCCUUUAUUCUUACCGGCUUCUUAUACGAAUGUGAAGACGAGACGUGAGGCGCGGAGUGGAUAUGUUACUAUUGGGGCGCAGCCGACACAGGAGGAGAUAGCUGCUGCGAAGGAAGAGAAGGAUGAAAAGAGUGAGCAAGAAGGAGAGGAGCCGAAGAUCAUAGACCUUGAGGCGGAGGAUGAUCGGCCACCGCAGAAUUUCUGGGUUGAUCCGCCCGGAUAUGUGGAUGAUAUUGUUUGGCCGAGAUAUGUGGAGGAUCAUGCUUGGUUGCUCAUCCCCGAUGAGACUGUGGAAGGAGAUCUUAUUGCUCGAGUGGGAGAGGGUAUUGAUGUGAGGAGUGAUGCGGGGGUCAUCGUGGCUCCUGGAAAGGGGCUUGUGGGGAUGGAUGUUAUAUUGAAAUGGGCUGUUGAGGAAAUUUUGACAUUUUACAGAUCAGCUUGA